Scleropages formosus (Asian bonytongue) is the source of this 2238-nucleotide messenger RNA. RefSeq lists its product as uncharacterized. The record is from RefSeq and is a predicted model, not a curated record. Lineage: Eukaryota; Metazoa; Chordata; Actinopteri; Osteoglossiformes; Osteoglossidae. The transcript is spliced from 3 exons. Bases 161 to 1714 code for a protein of 517 amino acids.
UGUGACGCGAGCGGACCCGACUUCACGGACCGGGGCGCGAGCCGCCUAAUGGAGACGUGAUCGAAGUCGCGCCGGUAAGUGAAUAAAGUAGCGCAGCGUAGCUUUUCGUAGCGAAAAGAAGAACAAUAACAAUAUGAAUUAUGAAUAAGAAUAAGCGGUUAUGGCGGGAACGGCAGCAGCGUUUCGUUUUGGAGCCCGUGGUGGCGCUCAAGCGAGUUCUCCUUCUCUGCACUUAGCGAGCGCGAACACACACACACAUACACACACCACGGUACACAUUGGCAGUAAACACACAGUACACUAUAGUGCAGAAGUGUGGUUCGCCACCAGUGCUCAUGCAGCACAUUCUGCUCCAUACCUCUUCCUUUGUGCGUGUGUGUGUGUCUUUCUUUCUCUGCGUCUGCCCGCCCGCCCCCCUAGGGCAAGCCCCUCCAUGGCGCAGGCGGGCCGGAGCGGCGCCGCAGCCCACGCCAGGACGGAGAGCGCGGCCUUUGUGGUUUCGGCGGGCCGCGCCGUCCUCGACGUGAUGCAGCUGGACUGGGAGCCGCUGUCGCACGGCGAGCUGGAGCAGCGGCUGGACCGCGCCGUCGAGGACGUCCUGGAGGCCGAGCUCGUGGAGAGGGCCCGGCUCGCCUACGCGGGAACGCACGAGGCGGCGUGCUUCCCGCAGGCCGAACCGCCUCCGCCGCCGCCCCCCCGGGACUCCCCUGAACCGCCCCAGGAGCCCCGAGUCACAGAGGAGCAGACCAGAGCUGUUCAGCUCAUCACGGACCUGCUGCAGACGUCGGACUCGCGCUACAGCAGGAGUCGGCUGACGGGACGGGCGCGGCUCUCCCUCCCGCACACGGUCCUGCUUUCGCUGACUCUGCUCUCCGAGCGGCUGAGCUACCGCUCCCUGUCCGGCCGCUUCCGCGUCGAGAAGGGCAACAUGCACCGCAUCUUCUUCUCGUUCUGCGAACGCGUCAACGCGCUGCGGGAGCAGCACAUACGAUGGCCGACGGGCCCCGAGGCCGAGCGGUCCCUGCUGCCCCUCUCCGACGUCCUGGCCAGGGCCGAGGGCUCGGAAUCCCCUAAGGUGUUUGGCGUCCUGGGGCACACGCGCAUCGCCAUCCGGCUGCCCAGCAGCAAGCAGGAGACCGAUGAAGAAGUGCGCGGGAGCAAGAAGAACAAGAGGGAGGUGCGCGCCGACCCCUGGUUGAAUCUGCAGCUCGUGUGCGACAAGCACGGCCGCUUCCUCUACUGCAAGAUCAGCAGGGACUCGGAGCGGGACAGAGCCGGAGACCUGAAGGAGGCGCUGCAACGGGACCUGACCGUGCUGCCGGCCGGUUCCUUCCUCGUAGCUAAGCUGGGGUACCCUCUCUGCGCUCAAAUCCUGACCCCAUUCCCCCCGGGCUGCAGCCCCAGAGAGGAAGCCUACAAUCGCACCCUAGAGGCGCAUCUGGACACCCUGGACCGGGCCGUGGCGCAGCUCAAAGCUCGCUUCCGCCGGCUGCAGUACCUGGACACGGGCAGCUUGGAGCGGGCCAAGGCCGUGGUCCUGACCGCCUGCGUACUGCAUAAUGUCUUCCUGGGAAUGGGAGAUAGGGUGGAAGCUGCAAACGUGGCGAAGGAGAGCGAGGACGAAGGGGAGGGCGAGAUGGAUGAAGACGGCAUUGUCAAGAGGGAGGCUAUUGUGGACAUGCUGUACAGGACUGCGGAAUUGGGCUGUAACUGAAAACCGUAGUGCAGUAACGUUGUGAGUGGGGGAGAGAGCAAGAUGUUCACUUUGAGGCGAAGGGAAACGAUCCCGUGUGUUAAUUAUGGGCCGUAAUUAGAGGAACCGGUUUGUGGCAUUUGAUUUUUUUUAUUAAAAAUUACAUCUCGAGUGGUGCCUUUAUAGAAUAAACACUGUAUAAUACAACUUAUUUCAAAUGUAUGAAAAAUACUCUUGAGUCUUUACACAAGUUCACUGAGAUGAAAACGUGCACAAGUGUGCACUCUUGUCCUCAAGUAAACUUAAUUUUUUUUUGCCAGCUGCAGUUUUUGUCUGCCUGUACAGCUUUUAUUUGUAUCAUUAAAAUCCUUCUGCACCUUGUAAGAACAGAAAGUCCCGAUGUAGACAAAAGUGCAGAAAGACAAGCUGUUGAAGCAAAAGAGGAGUUAGAAAGCGAAACUUCUCUGAGAGCCUGGGCUCAAAUGUGACAGGGCCAUACUCAUGUAUACAUGCUACGAAAAUUCAAGAUGCAUAAUUUCCUGGUU